Molecule: messenger RNA, 4444 nt
Organism: Numida meleagris (helmeted guineafowl)
Lineage: Eukaryota; Metazoa; Chordata; Aves; Galliformes; Numididae
Gene: HP1BP3
Product: heterochromatin protein 1 binding protein 3
Exons: 13
Coding region: 1883-3559 (558 amino acids)
Biological process (GO): nucleosome assembly; heterochromatin organization
Cellular component (GO): nucleosome; nucleus; chromosome
Molecular function (GO): DNA binding; nucleosome binding
Source: RefSeq, a predicted model, not a curated record
GGGGGGGUGUCGCGGUGCGGCCUGCCGUUCCCGCCCGGUGCCCGCGUAGGCCUCGAGCCGGGCCCGGAGCGCCACCUCACCGCCGCCUGUUUUAUUUUCCCCACCGUUCCGUUUAUUUUCCUCUGCUCACUUGCUUCCUAGCGCCCGGAGGAGCGCAGCGCCCCGGGGCCGAGGGCUCGGCGUUCCGUGCCCGAAGGGAGCUGCGGUCCCCGCGCUGCUGCCGGCCCCGGGCCGUGCUUUCCCUCUGGCAGGCCGCGCAUCCCGCGCUGCGCUGCCUUAUCAUUGACAGGAGGUCGGCGUAGCGGCUCAUGCGGAGCGGGACCGCUCUCCCCAGCUCGCAGAGUCCCCCCAGAUCCAGGAGGAGGACGCUGCCUCCCCAGGGCGCUUAGCGAGCCCUUCCCGCCUGUUUUCUAACCAUUUCUGUAGUUACCGGUGUCUGCAGAUCGCGGGGGGACAGCUCAGCCUAUGCUGGUGGAGAGGGAAAGUUGGAUAAUGUGGGGCGGGGGGUGUGUUCCCUCCUUUUGGAGGCUGACAGUUUGCUCGCGUCUUUGAUGUUUCGCCGCUGUUUUGGGAGUCUCCCUUGGUCGCUGAGGGGUUUCUGGGUUAAUGAGUCCUUAUCAGGUCUGAGCCACUCGCUGGUCGUUCAGGCAUGUGAUUUCAUUUGUUUUUUACUGUAAGUAGUCUUUUUAGCAUCUUUAAAGAACACUUGGCUAGCAGCAAUUCCAAUGGAGCUGAAGAGCUUCAGAAGCACUCCUGUUAAUAAACUGUGCACAGGGGUGAGAGCAGGGGAAGGUGUUGCACUUCCCUCAGGCAGUAGCUGCUGGAGUUAUUUUUCUCUCCCGAAUAUAUAUAUUUUUUUUCUUCCAGUUUUCCCUUUCAGUAGAAACUGUUGUGUUUCUUUUGCCAGUGUUUUGUUAGAAACAAGCCAGGCUGUUCUUGAGGAUUUUAACUUUCUUGAGAGGGAGCACGAGAAGUUUUACAUUGAUGGACUCUAAUAUGAGAUGUGAGUAGAUUUUACAGAGAGUACCAGGAAAUCAUGGCUUUCUUUAUGUAGUGUUGGUACUGUAUAAUAAGUGAUGACUGAAUACGUUAUAGUUUAGGAGGGUUUAUAUGGUGGUGUUAAAUGUAGACUGUGUAAGCAUGGAGGGUGUUGCUUAUAAAAGGUUUUUAUCCUGGUGUGUAAUGUUAGCAGCCUGAACAUUCGUUUGGUUGUCAAUGGUUUGUCAAAAUUCAUAAUGCUGGAUCCUGGAAUUAAGUAGUUUUGUCUUCUAAUGAAACUCAACAGCAAAUUUCAUACUGAGAUAGCUUUAAGUUCGUGAGCUACACCUGUUGUAAACUGGAAGCUGAACCUUGUGUGCUCCGAUGCAGGCUGCUUUGUUCUUCAGUCACCUCUCCAGGCAGGAAUGCAUGGAGAAUCCAGAUCAUGGACCCAAAAUUUUUUGAAAGCAUGUUGUCCCUGUCACAGUCCUGAGCAUCAGUGCAGCGAGGGGUUGUUUCAUGAAACUCUGCAGGCAGAAAAUCUGCUUUGUAUUAAUCCUUUAGCUGAAGUUUUUCAAGUUUCCAGGUAUGGUAGUGACAUAAUCCCUGUACCUGUCUCUGUACGUGUGUUUGGACAUGAAGAAUUACUGCUGGGUAUAAGGAGAGAAGAUAAUCCAGGCCGGGGAAGCAAUCUACUGUUCCUGUCUUCUGUACAGGUCAAGGAUGGAUGGAGAACAAAUCUGAAACCCGUAAUUCUUUUUAUAUUGAGCUGGCGUUCUUGGUGGUGGAGAAUAGCAGAGGUUGACUCCUCCCUGCACUGUGAAAGCCAUUAGGAAAAAGUCCUUGGGGUUAAAACCUGGGGCUCCACAGUGUUACGUGCACUUGGGGCUAGAAUUUGUUUUAAAUGGCGACUGAUCUGUCUGAAGCUGAACCCGUGCAUCAUAAGGCGCUUCCACUCUUAACGGGAACUCAGCUGAUCCACACGGACAAGUUAAGUGAGAAAGCUGAAGACGACGCGAUGCCGAUCCGCCGCUCUGUUAAUUCCUCUUCUCGAGAAACUCCUCCCAAAAGCAAACCUGCUGAAGGUGGCGAAGAGGUGAAAGCAGAUGCCGAAGCCACUUCUGAGGAAUCUGCCUCUGCUGGAGAAGAGAAUGAAACCCUGCCUGCUGCUGCACCAAGUGAAGCAGAACAGCCAAAGGAACCUGAGAAUGAAGAGAAGGGGGAAACUAAGUCCUCAGAAGAAACCAAAAAGGACGAGAAGGAUCAGUCUAAGGAAAAGGAGAAGAAGGUGAAAAAGACCAUUCCUGCGUGGGCUACCCUUUCUGCUAGCCAACUGGCUAGAGCACAGAAGCAAACUCAGAUGGCUGCCACUUCACGUCCGAAGAUGGAUGCUAUUUUAACUGAGGCCAUCAAGGCGUGCUUUCAAAAGAGUGGUGCAUCGGUUGUUGCAAUACGUAAAUACAUCAUCCACAAAUACCCUUCCCUGGAGCUUGAGAGAAGAGGCUAUCUUCUAAAGCAAGCCUUGAAAAGGGAGCUGGAGAGAGGGAUCAUCAGACAGGUGAAAGGGAAAGGAGCUUCUGGAAGCUUUGUGGUGGUGUCUAACGCAGGAAAAACUGUUCAGAAAGCCAGAGACAGAAAGAAAAGCACUUCCGUUUCGACUCCAGAGCAGCAGGUCAAGCUGGAAGACAUCCUGCCACUGGCUUUCACCCGCCUUUGUGAGCCAAAAGAAGCUUCUUACAGCCUGAUCAAGAAAUACGUGUCUCAGUAUUAUCCCAAACUCAAAGUAGAUAUCAGACCCCAGCUGUUGAAGAAUGCCCUGCAGAGAGCUGUAGAAAAGGGCCAGCUAGAGCAGAUCACAGGGAAAGGAGCAUCUGGGACAUUCCAGCUGAAGAGGUCAGGGGAGAAGCCCCUGCUGGGUGGGACUCUGAUGGAAGAUGCCAUCCUGUCUGCUAUUGCGGCCAUGAAUGAACCGAAGACCUGCUCCACCACAGCACUGAAGAAGUAUAUCCUGGAAAACCACCCAGGGACCAACUCCAACUUCCAAGUGCAUCUACUGAAAAGAACCCUGCAGAGAUGUGAGAAGAAUGGCUGGUUGGAGCAGAUUUCUGGAAAGGGCUUCAGUGGAACCUUUCAGCUUUGCUUCCCUUAUUAUCCUAGCCCAGAUGUGCUCUACCCAGAAAAGCAGCAGGGUGAGGACUCCGAAGAAUCUGAGGAGGAGGAGGAGGAGGAAUCUGAGGAGGAAGAAGAAUCUGAAGAGGAAGAGUCUGAGGAGGAAGAGCCGCCACCAAAGAAGAGGAUGCAGAAGAGACCUCCUCCAAAAUCACGGAGCAGGGCCCCUCCAAUGAAGCGAAGAGAAUCCAAGCCCAAGCCCAGAAAGACCCCUGCAGCCCGCCGGGGGAGAGCAAAGCCCCCACCCAAGGUGAAAACCCCUGCUAAGAAAGCCAAACCAGCAGCCCCAGCCAUCAAGAAACCCUCUGGUGGCAGCUCUUCCAAGAAACCAGCAGCUAGCGGGAGGAAGGAAAUGAAACCCUCUGCCAAGGGCAAAUCUGCCAUGAGGAAAUCUCUCCGGGCAAAAAAGUAAAUUUUUCCGCUGUCAGGGAAUCCCAUGAUCAAAUCCACAAUCUUGUUUUAUAAAGUCAACGUGCAUUUGUUUUCUAGUUCUGAUGCUUAAUCACUUUUUUUUCUUCUUAACUGAUGGGGGAAAAAGCUGAAAACUAAAUCAAACCAACUUAAGCAUUUAUUAGAUCUCAGUGCUGUGCCUUGUGCCUACCCCUCCCCUGGAAUAAGUCAUCUUUUGUUUCUGCAAUAAUUUUAGGACUUUUCUAGGACCUGUAAUCUGUACAUUUUAUGGUGUUCCUCUUUGGUUUGGGGGGAGGGUGGCUUUUAAAAAUUCUUGAAAGAAGUUAUUUGUAUCUUUAGACAGCAGGAACAUGAUGAUUGGGGAAAUACAGUUCUUAAUUGAGAAGGUACAACGGCACUGGAGUCCUCCUUUGAUCCCCUGCAUGAUGAGGUCCUUCCUGCUUCUGUGAAGAAGUAGUGUAUAUAUACAGCACUUGCACUGAGUCCUGGAGGUGCUCCUUUCUGCUCGGCAGUGAUGGUGGCAGGUCGAGGAGGUGCGUCUGGCUCCUUCAGACCGGCACCGUUUGUGUGAGGGUGAGUCCGGGUCUUCAGUAGAUGGAGGCUGCCACAUGUGCCAAGCAUCUGACACCAGAGGGGCUCUAAAAGGGGCAGUUCUUGGGCCGGUGAUAUGAAUUAAUGUUUCCAUGCUACUUCUGUUACCUUAAAACCAAAAUAUAUAAAAGUCUUCUUGAGUCCAACUUUCAAACGUUUUUAAGAGAUGAAGAGCCUAAGUUUUGUCACUUCUUGUUUACUCUUUUUUUAAAGAAAAGUUGGAAAGCUAUACAAUUGCUAAUGUAGAGAUGUGAAGAACAUGCAGUUUGCUAAAAUAAAACGAAACUAGAUUCCG